This is a messenger RNA of Fusarium sp. VM40, 2886 nucleotides long. Lineage: Eukaryota; Fungi; Ascomycota; Sordariomycetes; Hypocreales; Nectriaceae. The record is from the annotation of a GenBank genome assembly.
AUGGCCGACGAUUUCGUGCCAUCCGCGCCAUCACCUCUCACGAGCUUCACAGCGAAUCCAGGCGCGAACACCACCAGCAUCCCUGGCUCGUGGUACAAUCCUACAGGUUGGACUGUGAAUGUGACACACUAUGUGCCUAUACUAGAGGACCUUGUUUGGGCCGGCCCAAGAUUCAUCAAGAUGCUCGGAUCUUACAUUUCUGUUCCCGACAACCUCGAGGCGACUUCCAACCCUUCUGGUUACCUGCCAGCUGCUGCUGGUGCCAGCGCUAUCCUCGCCGAGGCCAACCCGACGAUUCAAAACAUAAUGGAACCUCUCAUCAGCACUGGAGGCCCGGAAACGAUUGGUCCCGAUGUAGCAGCCACUCCUAUGGGGCGUGUAUCUGUUGAUAGCGCCCGUAGCUUGGGUAGCGUUUUUGGUUAUGCCACAAGCAAGUGGGCUCUGUGUUGCAUUGCUAUGGCCGUUAUACUGAACCGGACGCAUAUAUUCGCUGCCACUCGACGACGGCUACGCCUUCGAUGGCCCACAAGACUCUUGCUGCGGUUCGUUCCGGUUGCCUUGCUUGUAAUCCAGGCUCGCCAGCUGCUUCAAUCUAUCCAAUGCCAGACUUCUCGCGACUUUUCUGAAUUACGAUGGGGUAAUUCAACCAAGAGUUCUGACCUCAUGUUCGCGCAUGGAAACUCCUUCCUCAACUCUCUCAGCUCUGCCAUGUUAUUCUCAGCAUCAGAUGAGCAGUCUUGCGUUGCCGUUCGCAUGAUACCCUCGGACGAAUCUGGCUCCGCUCGUGAUUUGACCGGUUCUCUGUCCCUUCUCUGGCCACUAUUCGGGACCUUUUGCUUAAGUCAGUUUAUCGAGACCGUCUCAUGUGCCGUGCAAGGUCGUCCAGUUGCACCUGAGACAGGUAUGACACUCUUUGAGCAGUCUCUCGCUUUUGCCGAAGCAGAUGCUGCUAUCAGCAACCAGCUUGGGUGGAAUCUGUUCACCAAAACCAGCUCAGCGAAUGUUCCGAGUUCUGGGCUUGGUAAUGCCAUAGCUUUGACUCGAUCGAUGGUCAUGAAGAGGGUCAACACGUCUCCAGAGGUGCUUUUAGUUGCCUUUCUGUCUUUGAUGACUCAUAUCACAAGCCACCUUCUGGGGAUCCUCAAUUUGCAGGCCAAGUACCGAUUAAUUAGCACAGGAUUCUGGGGUCUCUGUUUCAUGGCUAGCAUUGUAUGGGCAGCCAUCUCAUUCGAUCUCGAUGAUCCGUCUUCUCAAAGCCUACUCAGGUUUCCAACAGUUUGCAUCAUAGGAUUCGUACCGCAUGUUCUCGUUUUACUCGGCAUUGCUAUAUGUCUAUUUAUCUAUGGGCUAGCUCUCUUGCUCUCAGCCAUAUCACCACCUUCCACAUCUGAUAUGGCCUCGAUGUCAUUUCGCCAGCGCCUUGCGCAUGCUCACGAGAAUAUGCAAGCGAACGUAUCACUCUCCUCGAUUCGAAUUACCCGGGAGAUGGAUUUUUAUACAGCCCUACUACGAACUGGAUUUGGCGCCAUAACUAUGGCCAGCGAAGCUGUUUAUUUGAAUGAGGAUAAAGGUGUCAGUCUUAAACGACGUACCUGGCUCGAAGAGGAACGGUUCAAGGAGGCCGAGGAAUUGCAAAGAAAAUUAAUUGGUGGCGGCUUACCAGACUCCCGAUAUGACCAGGUCGGUGCAAUCGGGUUGAUUCCUGUAAAAGGGGGUCCGACGAUCGCGUCUAAUGGAUACGCACGCGAACGUGCCGCGCAAAAGAUUCCAAAAGGGCGUGGUGAACGCAAUCUUCGUGCAGGGAUCGGGGCAGCCGAAAGAAGUUCUCGCUGGCUCAUGGCUCUGGAGUUUCUGCUCAGCAUCAACAAGCUGAUUGCAAGGAUUUGUGCCAAGUCCCUACUAUGGUGUCUCGCAACGCUACGGGUUCGAUGGCAGCCUGCUUGGCUUCUCUGGCUUGCACAGCAUCCGAAGAGUAUAAAAACUCAGAGCAAGAGCUCGAGUCGUGGCCAAGCAAGACCACGAGUUGCUUCGUCAUAUAACGAUGGGCGGAUACCGAAAGAGGAGUCGGCCGACAUAGAAGCCGAAUUCAGACGCCUGGACAGCGGCCAAGACGAGGAGAGUUUCGAUCGGGAAAUGUACAAAUAUUGGGUCAAGAAUGGCUGGUGGGGAUCUACCGAUACAAGCGGUGAUUUUGAACCACACUCGGAUGACGAUUUUGAUACCACAAGCGUUAUCUCUUUAUCAACCGCUGGCGAUGGGAUCGAUGACUACCAGGCAUGGGAAUCUGAUGAUGAGAACGACGAUGGCCAACGAACGCCCACCCAACGGUCUCCUCAAAUGACUCGCGAGAGCACUCCUUUUCACGACACUCCUAUGCAGAUCUCAGACCUUGCACGUCUUCUUCAUCCUACUAACCCGCAGGAGCGAGAGGAGGCCAUAACUUUGUCUGCCCAUCUUCAAAGUGAUGGAAUCAUGACACGCGCUAAAUACCGGCGAAUGGAGCAGUUGCAGCGCACUCGUGUCCUCACAACUCCUGGGUCAGGGCUCUUAUUACCCAAAACCAACAGCACGCAAUCAGGACGCAACAUCAAGUUGGAUCCAGACGAAGAGGAGCGUCUUUUGGAACAACUUCUGCUCUCACGACGGCAAACUUCCGCCUCUGCAGCAUACGCAGAGACGUCAUGGGAGGAAGGAGGAUCGGGUUUUGGAAGCGAUGGACCACAAUGCGUGGUGUGCCAAAGCUCACCAAGAACGAUCAUUGUAUGGCCCUGUCGCUGUCUGAGCCUAUGCGAUGACUGCCGUGUCUCUCUUGCUAUGAACAACUUUGACAAGUGCGUCUGUUGCCGCCGUGAGGUCAUCAGUUUCAGCCGCGUAUUCGUCCCUUGA